Messenger RNA from Thamnophis sirtalis, 2007 nucleotides. The record is from RefSeq and is a predicted model, not a curated record. Lineage: Eukaryota; Metazoa; Chordata; Lepidosauria; Squamata; Natricidae.
UCGGUGUCUGUGAGCGUCUCUCUCUCUCUCUCUCUCUGAGAAAAGGCGGGGAGGAAGGAAAGGAGACAACCGGGGCGGGGAGUGAGGCGGCGGCGGCGGCGUUCCGUGAGGCAAAGGAGAGACGUUGCCGAACAGGAAGCGCUGCCACCAAAACCUCAGAGCCUCUCCGAGUGCCCUGCGCUUGAAGCGAAGGGAGCAAAGUCUGGGCUUCGUGAAGGAGGAGGAUUUGCUCGGCGAGGGGCGGCACCAGAACUGGUUGCCCCGCUUGCCUUUGCUUCACACACCCCGCUUUUUCUUUUUUUGUGGGGAGGGGGAAAUAAAACCACUCCGACAUAUUCACCGGGAACUCCGUUGCCGGGCCGUCACGGGCCCUCCCGUCGUGUCGGUGGCUGCCAGAAACCCGGAGGACGGCCGAGAAGGAUGUCGGGCGGCGGCGGCGGCGGUGUUGGAGGAGGUAGCCGCGAAGAGGAACGGCGCAAGCUGGCCGAUAUCAUCAACCACUGGAACGCGAACCGGCUGGACCUGUUUGAGAUCAGUCCCCCUACUGAGGAUCUGGAAUUCCAUGGAGUUAUGAGGUUUUAUUUUCAAGACAAAGCAGCUGGAAAUUUUGCAACAAAAUGUAUCCGUGUGUCUAGCACUGCCACAACUCAGGAUGUGAUAGAAACACUUGCAGAAAAAUUCCGGCCAGAUAUGCGAAUGUUAUCAUCCCCAAAAUAUUCACUUUAUGAAGUGCACGUCAGUGGAGAAGAAAGAAGAUUGGAUAUAGAUGAGAAACCUCUAGUUGUACAAUUAAAUUGGAACAAAGAUGAUCGUGAAGGAAGAUUUGUGCUUAAGAAUGAAAAUGAUGCACUUCCUCCAAAGAAGGCUCAGAGCAAUGGCCCUGAAAAACAAGAAAAAGAAGGAGUGAUCCAAAACUUCAAGAGGACCCUAUCAAAGAAAGAAAAAAAAGAAAAAAAGAGGCGAGAAAAAGAAGCACAGCAACAAACUUUAGACAAUCAUGGGCCAUUUCAUGGAGAUGAUAUUGAAAACUCACGUCUUGCAGCAGAAGUCUACAAAGAUAUGCCUGAGACCAGUUUCACUCGAACAAUAUCCAACCCAGAAGUGGUAAUGAAACGGCGGAGACAACAGAAGCUAGAAAAAAGAAUGCAAGAAUUUCGGAGUUCUGAUGGCAGGCCAGAUUCAGGUGGAACACUAAGAAUUUAUGCAGAUAGUUUGAAACCAAAUAUACCAUACAAGACAAUCCUACUGUCUACUACAGAUACUGCAGAUUUUGCAGUUAUUGAGGCCCUGGAGAAGUACAGCCUAGAAAAGGAAAAUCCCAAGGAUUAUUGUAUUGCUCGUGUCAUGCUUCCUCCUGGUGCUCAACAUUCUGAUGAUAGCGGUGCUAAAGAAUCUAUCCUUGAUGAUGACGAGUGUCCACUUCAAAUAUUCAGGGAAUGGCCAAGUGAUAAAGGAAUAUUAGUCUUUCAGUUAAAAAGACGGCCACCUGAUUAUGUCCCAAAGAAGCUGAAAAAGCAAGUUGAUGUAAAACUAUUAAAAGGAAAGGAAAGAUCUGGUUAUGGCUCUUCUCUUCCACCUGAGAAACUACCUUACCUGGUUGAACUAAGUCCAGGGAGAAGGAAUCACUUUGCCUACUACAACUAUCCCAAUUAUGAAGGUAAUUCUAUAAUUUAAUACUGCUGUUUCUCACUAAUCACUAAAAUUUUAUUCACAAAAAAAAGCUUCUGUCUAUUUUGAUAACAAAUCUUUUGUUUUCCUUCUUUUAUUGAUAAAUAAUAAAAUAAAAUUGUUUUCUUUCUCAUACCAAAACAUGGUCAGGAAAUAUGACUUUUGAAAGAUUAUGGUUUUCCUAUUUGUCAUUGAUAAUUUCAAUGUAUUGGGGACUUGGGUUAUUAACUUUUUUUAAAAAAAACAAUAAAUAGAAUGUCCACAACCAGUGAUUUCAGUCUUUUGUAUCAUAAAUUUCACCAACAAUGAAUUCUUUACAAAUAUUAAAAAAGCACACAU